Molecule: messenger RNA, 1208 nt
Organism: Paramecium octaurelia
Lineage: Eukaryota; Ciliophora; Oligohymenophorea; Peniculida; Parameciidae
Source: the annotation of a GenBank genome assembly
AUGAAAGGACUUAAUUAUUAAAGCAAAUUGACUUACACAUAUAGUAUGCCUUAUGAAUAGAUGAAAAAAAUAUUAGAAAUGGAUGGUUUUAAUUGUUUUACAUUAAAUGACGAUUUAAAGAUUAUUGAAUAUUCAAUCGACCAUUCAAAGGCAAUUCAAUUAAGUUUACUACUUUAUCUAUUAGUAUUUUAAUAUCUGUAAUAGAAUAGGAUAUUGACUUGAUAAGAUUUACUAUUGCAUAACAAAUUUAAUUGUGUUUAAAUAUCUACGCGAAACACUUAUAAUUUGAAUAAUAAAAUAUUCAACAUAAAUAUUUGAGUUCUGACAGAAUUUGGUUAAAAGUAAUAAAUAAUCAAUAAAUUACAAUAUUACCAAGAACUCUCCAUUAUACAGUACAUUUUGUAGGAUUCGAUUGUCCCUUUUAUGAAAAAGACGAUUAUCAAAACUCUCAAACAAUUGAUAAAUAAACUAUAAUAAAUAUCAUAAGAGAUAUUCUGGAAUAAUUGAAGAAAAAAAAACUCGAAAAACAAAAAUCUAAUGAGAAAUACAAAUUGCUGAAAGAUAUUUUUGAGUAAUUGUUAGAUAAAGGAAUAUAUUAAUCACAUGAAUAAUUUUAACACCAAGUUGAAACCGUUUUUAUAAAAUAUUAAUGUAAAAACUAAAGAUUAAUUGACAAAGUUGAUAAAGAAGUAUCCUCUUACUCAAAAAGAGGAAUGAGAGUCAAGGAUGUUGUUGAAAAUCUUCACUUAAUCAUCAGUAAUAAUUAUAAAAAAGGAUAAUUUUAUUCAUUUUAGCAGAUUUUAUAUUCUACAUUCCCAAAAAUGGCUAAAGAAUUAAAAAAUGCAAUUUUUUAUUUCAAUUAAGAACCAGAAAAUAUAAUUGUAAAUUAUUUCGAUCAAAUAUUAUUUAUAAUUGAUGAUAAAUAUAUUGAGGAGUUAAUAAAUAAAAAUAAAUAAAUAAUAAUGAAAGAUUUUAAGUUUGAAAUUGAUAUGUAAGAAAUUAAAGACAUUAUAAAAACUGAAUUAUAAAAUGAAUUCAAGAUAUUAAACUAUUUUCUUAAUUAGGUUAAGUAUCAAAAUAAAAAAUUCGAUUAGAUUAUAGGGUAUUUUUAUAGAUUGAAAAAUGAUUUAACAGUAAGAGUAGUCAUAUAAAUAUUAAAAGAUGAACUAAAAUUAUUGACAUUAAAAUUAAUUGAUGAUUUGAUAUGA